UUUUGCAUGUUCUGCGAAAUUUUCCGGUGUGUACAGUUUUCUAGGAACUUAUUUUCCGGGAAUAUUCUGGGAACCUCUCUGGAAAAUUCUGGGAACCUCUCUGUAUACAAUUUUCCGGUGUAUACACUCUUUUCUAAGUCUUCCUCGGACCCGGGAAGCAUUUCUAUUCUAACUGUUCUGAGUUCUGAUGCAAGCAAGCAUCAAUAUUGACUAAGCACAUUUUAAAAUCAGAGAGUCAAACCCGGAAAUCGAUCCAGCAAAUUUUGCCUCCAAAUCAAAAUCACCAAAAUCCCAGAUAUCAAUUUCCAAGAGAAAUGGCCUCUGCUACCACAGACCCACCAACCCCUUCAACACUCUUUGCAGCCAUCGACAUGGGUACAAAUUCGUUCAAGAUGCUCAUAGUUCGUGCAUACCCAAAUGGCAAAUUCUUCACCAUAGACCAAUUCAAAGAGCCUGUGGUUCUUGGCCGUGAUACCAGCACAUCAUCAACAACAACCCCUUUUACACUUUCACAUCACUCCCAGCUCCUUGCCCUUGAAGCCCUUAAAAGAUUUCAGAACAUCUUGAAAUCCUACAAAAUCAACAAAACCCAUGUCCGCUGUGUUGCCACUGCAGCUGUACGUGAAGCUGUGAACAAUGUUGGGUUUUUGAAAUGUGUGAGGGAAGAGGUUGGGUUAGAGAUAGAUGUGUUGCCUGGUGAACAGGAAGCUAGGCUUGAGUAUCUGGGUAUGCUUCAGUUUUUUCCAAUAUAUGAGAAAUUGGUGCUGGGUGUGGAUAUUGGAGGUGGGUCUACUGAGUUUGUAAUUGGGAAGCAAGGAAAAGUCAUUUUUGGUGCUUCAUUGAAGCUGGGACAUGUGAAUUUGACCCAAAAGUUUGGGAACAAUGAAGAAAAUGUUGCACAUAUGAGGGAGCACAUUAGAUUGGUUGUUCAAGAAUCUGGGUUGGUUGAAAAGAUUAAAGAUUGUGGCUUUGAGGCUGUUGUCGGAUCUUCGGGUACCAUAAAGGCAGUAGAAAAAGCAGCCCUUUAUGGGUAUGCCAAUGUGAGCAAUAUGCUCCAGGUCGGGAAUAUGGUUUCUUUUGGGGACAGUAAGAGGUAUUGGAAGUUAAGUAGAGGAGAACUGAAGGGUGUUGUUGAGAGUUUAUGUGGUGGAGGAGAGGCAGAGAAGAUUAGGAGGGAGAAGUUCUUUAAAAUGCGGUCCGAGUUUAUCGUUGCCGGGGCUGUGCUAUUGGAGGAGAUAUUUGAGGUAAUUGGCAUUGAGGAAAUGGAGAUUUCUGGGUAUUCAUUGGCAGAAGGUAUUAUUGCAGAAACUUUAGCUAAGGUUAAUGAUUAUGAUUUGAAUGCCAAUGCAAAGUGGUCGUCUAUUGUGCGGCUCGCAAUGAGAUUUAAUAGCAACAAGAGGAUGAGAGCGGCUGCUCAGUGUGCUAGCAUUGCAAAGGAAUUUUUUGAAUGUUUAAGAAAGUGUGAUGAGCUUGCUGGCAAUCAAGUUGCUGCCUCCCUAGAUGACAAGGAUCUUGAGUAUCUUGAAGCAUCAUGUUUGCUUCACAAUAUUGGGCUUUCCAUCGAGAAAAAGGGUUACCAUAAGCAUUCUUAUUCCAUUAUCAUGAAUGGUGGCCAUCUUCAAGGUUACAGUGCUGAGGAGGUCAAGCUGAUAGCACUACUUGCAAGACACCACAGGAAGAAAUUACCAAACUUUGGUCAUGUUUCCUUUAAGGAGUUUCCAACAGAGGUCAAAAAGAAAUUCAGAUUUCUAUGUGCAAUUAUCCGUAUUUCAGUUGCACUACAACAACAUCGACGCAUUGAUUUCCAACAAAUAGAAUUUUCACAUUCUUACGAAGGUUUUAAACUGGCAUGUGGUGGGGUAAAAGUUCAAAAUUCCCCACCUUGCAUUCUAGAGCCUUUAGCUGAGGAUAUUGGAGAUGACCUAAGGCAAGAGUUAGAACACUUUAAGAUGGUAUUCCAUGAAGAACUACUCCUCCUUGUCCCUUCAAGUGUUUCAGGAUGAUCUGAGAGAGAAGGAUAUUUUCACAUAAGGUGUCACUUGAUAUGUCUUGAAAAAGUUCAUAUAACCCAUAAAUUCGGCAUAUACAAGGUUCCAUGCUGUCUAGAUCGUAACACCUGUUAUUCCUUUUGCAAUGCCGCUUUCAUAUUUGAUAAGUGAUGUGAGCAGUUCAUGCCGUACAAUUUUUAGUAAUCUGAUAGUAGAUCACACUUAUUGAUUGAGAGAAUGUACAGGCAUUGGUAUGGAAGGACAGUCAUGUUGCCCAAGUUGCAGGAUAGCUCGUGUGAACCAUUGACGUGGAGCUCAUGGGUUGAAUUGUGGUGUUGAUACAGACUCAUUUGUCCCAGAUGAUGUGGUUCAACUGAAACAGAGCACAAGCUGGAGAAUUGGAGGUAUUGUCCAUUAAAUUGUAGUAGUUUUAAUCUCAGAAUUUCAAUGUGUAACAGCAAAAGUUGUAUGUCCUUUUAGUCUAUAACAGAUAAAAUUUACAUACAGGCCAAAGGGAAAGAUAAAUGAAAAUCUUGGAUCUUUUUUUAUUUU
Messenger RNA from Prunus dulcis (almond), 2540 nucleotides. RefSeq names its product exopolyphosphatase. The transcript is spliced from 8 exons. The record is from RefSeq and is a predicted model, not a curated record. The coding region runs from base 315 to 2003 and encodes 562 amino acids. Gene Ontology annotation, molecular function: pyrophosphatase activity. Lineage: Eukaryota; Viridiplantae; Streptophyta; Magnoliopsida; Rosales; Rosaceae.